Messenger RNA from Cuscuta campestris, 2910 nucleotides. NCBI's taxonomy places the organism in Eukaryota, Viridiplantae, Streptophyta, Magnoliopsida, Solanales, Convolvulaceae. The record is from the annotation of a GenBank genome assembly.
AGAGGUCUUAACCAUUCAGACUCUGUAUAAUACUUAACCAUUCAGAGGCAAAUCUCUUAACCAUUCAGACAUCUGAACCAUUAAGAGGCUGAAACAAACAGUCUGAACCAUUAAGUGCUGAACCAUUCAGACAUCUGAACCAUUAAGAGGCUGAAACAAACAGNCCAGAGGUCUAAACCAUUAAGUGCUGAACCAGUAACUUAACUAUUCAGAGGCAAAUGUCUGAUCAAUUCAGAUAAGAGGUCUUAACCAUUCAGACUCUGUAUAAUACUUAACCAUUCAGAGGCAAAUCUCUUAACCAUUCAGACAUCUGAACCAUUAAGAGGCUGAAACAAACAGUCUGAACCAUUAAGUGCUGAACCAUUCAGACAUCUGAACCAUUAAGAGGCUGAAACAAACAGCCCCUAAGUUAAAAUUGAAACUAGAUUAUGUUAUGUGUACCCCAAUGUUUCUACCUCAAUUUGUACUCCGCAGUUUUGCACCAAUAUUUUGUGUUGGUGUAAAACUAAUUUUUGUUAAACGCACCAACAUUUGUGUCCGGAGUCCUCCGAGUCCUCUUAUUCCAAGUAAGUCUCUUUCUUUCUUCCUCCUCGAGUCAUGUCUGACCACGAAGACAGCCAGAACCCUUCCGCUCAUUCUUACGGUUCUGGUGACCGGGCUCAGACCUCUGGUUCCUCCUCUUCUUCAUCCUCUGAUUCUGAGCGCCCGGCUAGUUCUCCACAGAAGAAGCCGGUUGAUGCUUCCACUUGUGCUCCUUCUUCUUCCGUGGCGCAAGUGAUCUCGGUUGCCCAACCUGGGGAUGAGGGCUUCGUUCUGCUGGAUGACCGGUUGCUCCAAAUGCAAUCGUCGGUCAUGCAGAAGGCCCAGGUCCACGAGGUGCGCAACCUGAUGCUGGACGGGUACCAAUUAACUUACCGGGCAACGUGGAAGAGCAUUAUUCCUCUCCACGCCGGUACGUGGAUUGGUAUUCAUUACCACUCAAUCAAGGACCUGGGCGAAUUCUCCAUUCACCCAUUCAAAGUCCUCUUCCUUGAAACAUACGGUAUCAUGCCCGGGAAGCUGGCCCCUAAUGGUCACCGUUUGUUGGGCAGCUUCAUCAAUGUCUACCGGUUCCUUCGUAUUCCUCUUUCCCUUCGUCUCUUUGACCACAUGUUCGAUGUCCGGCCCGGGUCCAAGGAGACCCUUGGAUUCGUGGUGGUGUCUUCUCACCAAGGCCGGGCAUUUCUCUGUGGCCUUCCUCCCUCCAACAAGAGGUGGAAGGACAAAUACGUCUGCAUCAAAUUCCCCCCGGCUGCCAUUCCUUUUGCCCAAAAUGUCUGGGGGAAAAGAAUGCAGCGCCAGGUCAAACCUACAGAGGCCGAUGACCUGGUUGCCUGGGAAACCACUCUCCGGGCCGGGGAUGCCUCCACCCGCGGUCUUUACCAUGUCGGGAAGUGGAGCGUUUACCCCGGCCGGGAGACUGACCCUGAGCCGGAGAUUGUCCUGACUGGGGUGAUUCCCGAAGCCAUCCCCAUCAGCAGGGCAAGGGGAUCUAAAGCCCUGGCCACAGCCACCGUCGGUCCUUCACGCUCGGCGAAGAAGAAGAAGAAGGAGAAAGUGGUGAAGUUCCAGUCGAAAUUUGCCACCCCAAAAAUCGUCGUUGAGGAGCCUUCCACUGCCCAGCUUCUCGGCGAACCUUCGGUCCAACCAGUCUCUUUGGACGAGCAACCGGCCCAGUCUCAACAGGGGACCAGCCAGCCCAUCCACUCCGAGGAACUCUACAUCAAUGUAGAUACCCUGGAGUUCGACCAGCUGAUGGAGGCUGGUCAAGCAAACCAGCUGGCCGAGGGAGGCCACGACGAAGAGGAGGCUGCUGAAGAGUCCCUUAAAAGGAAGAGGCGGAAGACUGAAGUAGUCGACCAGCCGGCUCACCAAGCGGCCCAGUCCUCCGAUGCCGGCAAAAGGCAAAGCCAGCCCCGGUCUAUGGCUCUAAUGUCUAGAUCGGACGAAGAGCUCCUCCAAGCCUUCCGCGCCAACCUGACUGAGGUCGGUCGGAUUGGCGAGGAGUACUUCACCCGGCUGGUGAAGUCAAGGGACAAGGAAAAGGCCCGGAUGGAGGCCAUGAUGGUCGAAUGCCGGAAGGAGGCUAAGGCCGCUUUUGAGAAGGCGGCGAAGGCAGAGGAGAAGCUGAUGGACCAUUGUGCGGUCUACUGUCAGCUGUAUGCGAAGCAUGACGGUCUCCUCAAGGCCGCGAAGGAGGCCGAUGACCAAGCUCAGGCAAAGAUCCAACAGCUUGAGGCCGAGAACGCCCGGUCGGCUGAGGAAAUUGCCCGGCUCGGAGACGAGCUGGAGAAAGAGCGCUCGGAAAGGGCUCCUCUUGCUGCUGCUGCCUGGGCUGUCCAAGCGCCUGAGGAGUUUGCUGCCCAAGCACUUCCUGAACGGGAGACUGCCAUCCGCUUCUUCCAAGGUUUAUACAAGCACGAAGUCUCGGCAGGGAUCAUCAACGAGAUCGGAACCUACGGUUUCGAAAGCGGUCAGUACGAUGAACGGCGGGCUCUAUAUGGUAUCCUUGAGCAGCGGAUUCAAGGUUUUCAGCCCAAGGCUCUUUCUCUGCCUGAGCUGCAUGAUGAGGCACCAGUCGCGCCUUUCCCGGGCAUCUGUAAAUACAGCCCGGCCGCAUUUACCCGGUUUAAAAUACAAUUUUACCCAAGGCUUUUCGAAAGGCUGGGUGGUCGACUGGGAAGACUUUGAGUUUCAUUAAUUUUCUUCCGGUCGGUUAAUAACUCGCAAUGGCGUAUCGAGUAUUUGCCCUGGCGCCUUUUCACAAUCGCUUAAAGCCCUUGUGAAAAGGUAAACCUCGACUUGCCCUUUCAGAACGUCUGACUUAAACUGGCCGGGAUGCUCUCCCUUUAAUCAAGUCAAAUCGUUUUA